This is a messenger RNA of Mangifera indica (mango), 1617 nucleotides long. RefSeq lists its product as uncharacterized. NCBI's taxonomy places the organism in Eukaryota, Viridiplantae, Streptophyta, Magnoliopsida, Sapindales, Anacardiaceae. The transcript has 6 exons. The record is from RefSeq and is a predicted model, not a curated record. The coding region runs from base 271 to 1338 and encodes 355 amino acids.
UUUGAGCAUAUUUUCCUGAAUCAAUCUAGAAGAGAAAAGCAUUAACCCUAAAUUCACAUUUUAAAGCUUUCUUUUCUCCCUGUCCACUUCAGUAAUCAAUUGCGUCUUCAUAGCUUCUCAGACGCACGCUCAAGAUUUCAUUUCCUUAGGUUUUAUCUUUGUUUUCAGCUUCAUUUUUUAAUUUCUAAACUUAUUCCUUCUCGUUUUUAUAGCUUGAGCUUCUCUUUGGGAGCUGGGAAACCAAGGAAAAGAAGAACAAGUAGGGAAGAAAUGUCCUCCUGUGUAAAUGAUCCGGUGCUUAGGGUCAAGGCAAUGGUGUUGGUAACCCAUCAGUUGCAGGGUUCAUAUGUAGCGUUUCCCUCGAAGCAUUUAUCAUGGAGCAAAGGUUUAAUAUUGAGGCGACAUGUAACAACAGUUAACACGGUUGGGAAAACUGAGAAAAGUUCAUCAUUAAAAUGUAAUUUUUCUUUAAGUAUAGGGGCUCCUCGUGUUUGUGGAGUGAAAGUAAAACCUGUAAAAAUUUCUGCCUUCAAAGGCAGGGCCCAAAAUGAUGAAUCAGGAGGCAGAGGAAGUGGAUCAAAGAUCCACAAAAAUCCUGUUAAACUUUCUUACAUUCCAAAGGAGAGUGAGGAGACCGUAGCAGAAUCUGCAAAGGCACAUAAUGUUCCUCUGCCUUAUGCCUCUGAAACAAAAGAGACUAUUUCAGGGUCCCCUGCUAUUCAGAGACUCUUCAAGAAAUGGUUGACAAUGCUGCAGACACAAUCUCCUUGUCAAGAGAUAGAUGAGGUUUUGGGAGAAAGAUCACCUCCAAAGGCGGAAUCUGGAACUAAAUUUGAGGUGCAGAACAGGGGAAGAGGUGAGACUCUAAAGGCAGAUUGGAGCCACUUUUGGAAUCUGGAUGCAACAGUAAAGAUACCCUUACUGAUAUUUUUUCCAUGGUACCUGGCUCUCAACGUUGUUUAUGGUGCUCAAGUUUCAAAGGAGUUGAUUCCUUUAUGGGUGUUGGGGCCCAUAAUUGUUUCUGUAUACAUCAAGAUGCUACGAUGGUUGUUUGUACUUUAUGUCUACUGCUUCAAGCAGACAGUUCAAGUAGUUAAGAAUUUGCCAACUUACUAUGCGGUGGAGUAUAUUGCCCAGGGGAAGCUUAAAGAAGAUUUUGGAGCUCGUGUCUGGCAAUCUGUGGUGGACUUUAAGAUCUCGGAUUUUAAAGAGCUGGGUAGAAGAAAUCUGAAAGUAUUUCAACAAUGGAUGGUGGAGAAGUGCCUGGAUUUUGUGGAAUCAAUAUGGCCCUUGUAUUGUAGAACCAUUAGGUUUCUAAAGAGGGCUAAUCUGAUAUAGAAUGGAUUGUGAGUUGAGAAAAGUAUUUAAGCUGAGUAGCACAUUGAAAAUGGAGUUUUGUGUGUGAAAAUGUUACCAUCUCAAUUUGAAAAUUUUGAAAGAGAGCUGUUGGUGUAAAACCCCAUUUUAGAAGUGGGGAAGGGAAGAGGGAGAUUUGUGGAUGUUUUAGGCGUAAUUUUGUUGUAAGGCAAUGUUUGAUUAUUCUUGCUUGAGGUUGAGGAGCAUACAAUAUGUUUAUUUUCCUCUUAGUGGUAAUUAAAUGAAUUGUAAUAUAUAUAU